This is a messenger RNA of Schistosoma curassoni, 1308 nucleotides long. NCBI's taxonomy places the organism in Eukaryota, Metazoa, Platyhelminthes, Trematoda, Strigeidida, Schistosomatidae. The record is from the annotation of a GenBank genome assembly.
UAGACAUAGAUCUGACCAUAUAAGGUAAUGAUUGGAUUUAUAUAACAGUAAAACUAUCUACUACGGUAUCUAUUCUCAUUCAUUCAUUCAUUCAUUCACUCUACAAAGAUGGGGGAUGAGGACGUUGCUGCCCUUGUUAUUGAUAAUGGAUCUGGUAUGUGCAAAGCUGGCUUCGCCGGAGAUGACGCUCCUAGAGCCGUGUUCCCCUCCAUUGUUGGAAGACCUAGACAUCAAGGAGUGAUGGUGGGAAUGGGUCAGAAAGACAGUUAUGUAGGAGAUGAGGCUCAAUCGAAACGUGGUAUCCUGACUCUAAAGUACCCGAUUGAACAUGGUAUUGUGACUAACUGGGAUGAUAUGGAGAAGAUAUGGCACCACACAUUCUACAACGAGUUGCGAGUGGCUCCAGAAGAACACCCAGUGUUGUUGACAGAAGCCCCAUUGAACCCGAAAGCGAAUCGUGAGAAGAUGACACAGAUCAUGUUUGAGACUUUUAAUGUCCCAGCUAUGUAUGUUGCUAUUCAGGCGGUGUUGUCACUGUAUGCAUCUGGUCGUACAACUGGUAUCGUGUUGGACUCAGGUGAUGGUGUGACCCACACGGUUCCAAUUUACGAAGGUUAUGCAUUGCCCCAUGCCAUUUUGCGUCUGGAUCUUGCUGGUAGAGAUCUUACUGACUAUAUGAUGAAGAUCCUGACUGAGAGAGGUUACAGUUUUACUACUACUGCAGAACGUGAAAUUGUCCGAGAUAUAAAGGAGAAGCUUUGUUAUGUUGCUUUGGAUUUUGAGCAGGAGAUGGGUACUGCAGCAUCGAGUUCUGCUUUGGAGAAGAGUUACGAACUUCCAGAUGGUCAAGUUAUCACUAUUGGUAAUGAGCGAUUCAGAUGUCCAGAAGCUGUUUUCCAACCUAGCUUCUUGGGAAUGGAAGCAUCAGGAAUUCAUGAGACCACUUACAACUCCAUCAUGAAGUGUGAUGUAGAUAUCCGUAAAGAUCUCUAUUCCAACACAGUAUUGUCAGGUGGAAGUACAAUGUAUCCUGGUAUUGCUGACCGUAUGCAAAAGGAGAUUAGCGCUCUAGCCCCCAGCACUAUGAAGAUUAAGAUAGUUGCACCACCUGAGAGGAAGUACUCUGUAUGGAUUGGUGGUUCUAUUUUGGCCUCAUUAUCAACAUUCCAACAGAUGUGGAUUUCCAAACAGGAAUAUGAUGAAUCUGGUCCAAGUAUUGUUCACCGUAAAUGUUUUUAAUCUGACUUCACUAGUCUGUACAAAUGGUAUAAGUGAUAUCACAGAAUAAAGAUUUUUCGUGACUCAUGG